Messenger RNA from Mollisia scopiformis, 1486 nucleotides. Its product is annotated as NAD dependent epimerase/dehydratase family protein. The transcript is spliced from 7 exons. Lineage: Eukaryota; Fungi; Ascomycota; Leotiomycetes; Helotiales; Mollisiaceae. Bases 173 to 1222 code for a protein of 349 amino acids. The record is from RefSeq and is a predicted model, not a curated record.
AGCACGUGAUGACGCCUUUUUCGCCACCGUCUCGACUACUUUCGUUUCUUCUUAAGCCUUCAAGUUUUCUGUCUCCCAGCUCAUAAUCCAUCCUUCUCCUCUUUAAACUUUCAAUAUCCUCGAUCGAACUUGUCCAAGCUUCAAAGGAAGCUGCUAAGCUUGACCUGUCAAAAUGACAGAGAAAACAAAGAUCUUGGUUUUGGGAGCGACAGGAUACAUCGGAGGCUCAAUUCUCACAGAAUUGAUCGAUCGAGGCCUUGCUGAUUCGCAUGAGAUCUCAGCAUUAGUUCGAAAGCCUUAUCAUGCGUCGAUACUGAAGGAUCAAGGUAUCAAUCCGAUCAUUUUCAAGGAUCUGGAUGAUUUUGAUACGAUCCGCGAUGCUGCAAAGGAUCAUGAUAUUGUCGUUGCUGCUGCUUCGGCGAGACAUGAGGGGUGUGCGAAGGCUUGUCUGAUGGGCCUUGGUGAACGGCAGAAAUCUACUGGGAAAGUGAUGCAUUAUAUCCAUACAUCUGGGGCAAGCAUGGUUGGAGACUGGCCUAUAACCAAAAAGCGAGUCGACACCAAAGUCUAUUCAGACAAGCAUGACAAUAUCUUCGAGAUCGAGAAGGAAUGGCCAGAUUCUCUUAGUCCAGUACGGAAAGUCAAUCAAUUCGUAGUUGAUUGUGGUGAGCAGGAAGACGUCAAAACUUAUGUUGUUCCUCCACCCCUCAUUUUUGGCCCUGGAACUGGUUUCUUUACACUUGGAUUUGGCCAAGUCCAUAUGGUAGCGCAACUCGCUUUGAAAAAGAAACAAUCUGUCAUGAUCGGACAUGGUGAAGGAAUCUGGAGUCGCAUCCAUAUCAAGGACCUCAGCAAUCUUUACUAUCUGCUAACUCAAGCCGUGCUUGACGGCAAGAAAGAUCUACCAAAUGGCAAAGCAGGAUACUAUUUCACUGAGAACGGAGAUCAAUCAUGGAAAUUCAUCUCCGAAAAGAUUGGCUUGAUAGGUAAAGAGUUGGGAGUCUUCGACACGGAUGAAGUGGCAAGUGUCACAUUACAAGAGGCGGCUGAUGAAUUCUACGAUGGCGACUUGAUAGAUGCUGAGGCUGUUUUAGCUUCAAACGCGAGAACGAAGGCGGACAAUGCGCGUGAUGUUCUGGGAUGGACACCAGCAUUCGGAGAAUCGGAAUUUCACCAUGAGAUUAUUGACGUUGUCUCUAACAUGGCCUCGCAGGAGGACUGACGUACUUGUUUCUUCAACUUCCCACAAGGCGAAUUAGAGAAUGCAGCCAUGGAACCACAAUCGUCUUCCUACAUAUUAUAGCCGAGAAGGGUUGGGUGAUUUGCUCGCUUCGUUUGUGUGUUCGAAAAGGCAACCAAUGGAGAGCCGGACCUUUGAGUUUCAUUAUAAAUCAAGCCGCGUUUCCCACAAUCAAGAAGUAAGGCUGCGAAAUGGAAGAUCGGUUUAUCAGAUAAACUACUCGCAUAGGUCACUUGCAUUUUAGCU